Molecule: messenger RNA, 1591 nt
Organism: Gallus gallus (chicken)
Lineage: Eukaryota; Metazoa; Chordata; Aves; Galliformes; Phasianidae
Gene: EMID1
Product: EMI domain containing 1
Exons: 15
Coding region: 35-1381 (448 amino acids)
Molecular function (GO): protein binding
Source: RefSeq, a predicted model, not a curated record
GAGCCGAGCGGAGCCGCGCGGAGCGGAACGGAGCAUGGAGGGCCUCUCCCGGGGGGGGCACCGCUGCCCUCCCCUACCCCUGGCCAUGGGGCUGUGCUGCUGCCUGCUGCUGCCGCCCGCUGCCGGCUCCUGGAGCGUGCAGCCCCGCAGCAAUUGGUGCUCCUACAUGGUGACAAGGACGGUGACGUGCCUGGUGCAGAACGGCACCUCCCUGCAGCGUGUCUUCCAGGGCUGCCGCUGGCCGCCGGGCUGCGGUGGGGGCAGCAGCUACCGCACCGUCAUCCGGCCCGCGUAUCGGGUGGCCUACAGGACGCUGACGGCGCUGGAGUGGAAGUGCUGCCCUGGGCACAGUGGGGCCAACUGCGAGGAAGAGCCCCACACCUUCCUCGCUCUGCGUGAUGCUGCACGCCCCAGCACCGCCCCACGCCGCUCUCCCCUGCGCCCCACGGCUUUCUCAGGGUGUCUGAACUGCAGCCACGUCGGGGAGCUGUCAGCACGCCUGGCCACCCUCGAGGCACAGGUGGCCCGGCUCUCAAUGGCAGAAGCCCCCAUGUCCCCAAAGCCCAAAGGGGACAGCUUGGGUAGGGGUCCCAACACCGGGCAGCUCUGGGGGUCCCCGGCCGCGCAGGGGAGCCCAGGGGACGAAGGCAGACCUGGUUCACAGGGACCCCCCGGCCCCUCCGGUCCCAAGGGUGAUGCAGGAGGACGGGGACCCUCAGGCAUUCCCGGGGUGAAGGGUCCAUCGGGACCCCCAGGUCCCCCAGGUCCCCCCGGUCCCCCUGGCCACGAUGGAGCCAGGGGUCUCCCUGGAGAAAAGGGGUUGCCUGGCCCCCCCGGUCCCCCCGGGCCUCCUGCUCCCGUGGGGCCAGCCGUACCCUGGUUGACUGACCCAAGGGACCCGCUCCUCUCCAACACCUUCACCGAAGCAGCCGGGGGCAUCGUGGGGCCCGCUGGCCCCCCUGGGCCCAUGGGGCCGAUGGGACCCCCCGGCCCCCCAGGACCCAUGGGGCUGCCCGGCCCCCCGGGGCCUGAUGGGAGAACUGGGGCACCUGGAGCUGCCGGUCCCCGGGGAGACAAAGGUGACAGGGGCCCCAAGGGAGAGCCAGGCAGCCGUGGGCAGGAUGGGGCACAGGGCGAGCCGGGCCCCAAGGGCGAGCCGGGCGACAAGGGCACAUGGGCCAGUAGCUUCCAAGCCCUGCUGCGGCAGCAGGCCCGCCUGGAGGUCCUGGCUAGAAGGGUCACCCUCCUGGAAGCCAUCAUCUGGCCAGAACCAGAGCCCGGCUCAGGCAGCGGCCCCGGGGGCUCACCGGCACCCCGCUCCCCCCGUGCCAAGCGUGGCCGCUCGCCCCCCACCCACCAGGCUCUCCCUGGCCAGCCCUAAGAGUGCAGCCCCGCUGUGUCCCCGCUGUGUACAUGGAGGUCCUGGUGCUACCCGGUGGCACUGCACCGGUCGGACCCCCCCAGCUUUGGCCCUGCUGCUCUGCACCCCAGUUUUGGGGGGGCAUGGGGCCCCCACGGCCACCCCAGUGCUCGGGGGGCUGCGUGCCGCGCGCUGUCCUGGCACUGCCUGGGCAUUAAAGGUGUCCCCAGA